GAGAGCAUCGGUCUACCGCUGUCUGCAUCCCUGCGUGCACACCGCCAUGAGACCAAACAUCUCUCAAGCCCCGACUUGGUACCAAGCUCUAGUCCGAGUGCUGAGGACACAGCGGUAGAGAAGCGGACAAAAAUUCCUGCCCUUGUGGAGUUGACAUUUUAGUGGAGGAAGCCAGACGGUGCCCACGGUUAAUAAUACAGCAGAUGGGAUUUUCCACUUAUCACAGACUGAGGAAGGGAGACGAGGCAGGACCUCCAUGCAGAUGAAAGAAGCUGCUGCCUGUAGGAACGUGAUGCCUGCAAAUCAGGGGGUCCCCUCUUCUCUGCUUCAGCAAACAGUUACAGAGCACCUGCCAUGUGCCAGUGCUAUGCAGCGCGUUGUGGGUGUCUCAGGGAACCAGAAAGCACAAGCUUGGCGCAUAAAUGAUCUAGUCACGGGGCCAGAUGAGAAGUAAUCAGGGAGCUACUGGAAUGUGCCAGGAAGGGAGCUUGCAGGGGAGGGGGCAGAGCGGAUCCUCCCUGUGCCCCUCCUCCCGUGGCCCAGGGCAGGGAGUUCUGACAGCAGGAGAAAGGGCGCCAGGGGAGGAGGUGUAGGGAGUGUGCACCACGGUUCCCCAGGGAGAGGAGAGUGGCUGGGUCACGCCCACCCAGCUGAGAACCCAGAGCAGGCAGAGAUGGGGGUUAAUGGGGGGAGCUGCCCAUGGCACCCUUUUCUGCCGCAUGUGCCCAGGGGACACUCCCAGCUCCCUGGGGGUUAAUGGGGGGAGCUGCCCAGGGCACCCUUCCCUGCCGCGUGUGCCCAGGGGACGCUCCCAGCUCCCUGGUGCUCCCGAGAUGUCUCCGAUGUCUGCAAAUGGCAGCGAUGUUGCUAAGCCAGUCCAGCAAACAGCACUUCCCUUUAAUGCCAAAGCGGGGUGCUUUGGGGUUCUGCAGCUUACGAGAAAACUGCAUCCAGGGGUUAGCAACGGAGCUGUCCGCAAAGCUGGGCUGUGUCACCGCCUCACGCUCCAAAUUUCAAGCAGCUACAGUGAGGCGUGCCAACCGCAAAGCGCCCGGGCUGUACACAGAGCCCAGAACAACCCGCUGUUGGCUGCUGGGAUCUGAGUGUUUGCAAGGUUUCUCGGCUCCUGUGCUUUCCCACGUUCGCCCUGAGAGGAAACCUGGCCGACGGCCAGGGUGCACAGGAAGCUUAGUUUGUUCAGACACCGUUCUCCCGUGGAGCAAAGAGGCAGCCCUCCUGCACACACAAACACACACUGUCAUUAACACAUGCACACACGGCACUCAGUCCUGCGCACACCCAUGCAACACACGUGCACACAGUACACACGCACUGCCGUCCCCCCAUGCACACGUGGCAUGCAUUCUUGUGCACACGCGUGCACACACACACGCACGCCUGUGCGCAGACGCGCGGGGCCCCGGCAGGCCCGGCCGCCUGCUGACCGCGGGUCCGGGUCUCCGCGCGCAGCGCAGGGCACGGGAGCUAGAGGAGAAAUGCCGCACGCAGAGUGAGCAGUUCAGCCUGCUGUCCCGGGACCUGGGUCGGCUCCGGGAGCACGCGGGCGAGAUCGACCUGCAGGGAGGCAGCUCCCUGGACGCACCCUCGUCCCCCGGCAAGCCCUUCCGGAGCUUCAUGAACGGACUGGCUCCCUCCGUUGGCAAAGGUCAGGAAAGCUCCACUGGAAGCCGCACUGUGAUCGGUGAAUCUAUCCGGCCCCUCCCGCUCCCGGGUGACAAGCCAGAACCUCUGUCCAUCAAGCCCACCUUUCUGUCAAGGUCUGGUGGCCCAAGAUGCAGAUUUGAAUCCGACAUGGAUAAUGAAUGGAAUUCCAAUACCGCCAAGCAGAGAUACUCGGGGAAGGUCCACUUGUGUGUCGCCCGCUAUAGUUACAACCCCUUCGACGGGCCAAAUGAGAACCCAGAGGCUGAGCUGCCCCUCACGGCGGGGAAGUACCUCUACGUCUAUGGAGACAUGGACGAGGAUGGCUUCUAUGAAGGCGAGCUACUGGACGGGCAGAGGGGCCUGGUGCCCUCCAACUUCGUGGAUUUUGUCCAGGACGAGUCUCGACUGGCAGGCACUCUGGGGAAAGACCAGGAUCAGAACUUCAUCAACCAUGCCGGCGUCGGCUCGGAGGGGGAGCGCAUCCUGGACCUCCACUCCCCGACGCACACGGACUCCGGCCCCUCCGACCACGGGGCGGGGACGCUGGACACGAACAUCGAUGACAUCGGAGAAGACAUCGUGCCUUACCCUCGGAAAAUCACCCUCAUCAAACAACUUGCCAAAAGUGUCAUUGUGGGCUGGGAGCCCCCGGCGGUGCCCCCGGGCUGGGGGACUGUGGGCACCUACAAUGUGCUGGUGGACGCAGAGACGCGCCUGAGCCUGGCGCUGGGUGGCAGGACCAAGGCCCUGGUGGAGAAGCUGAACAUGGCAGCCUGCACCUACCGCAUCUCCGUGCAGUGCGUCACCAGCCGGGGCAGCUCGGACGAGCUGCGCUGCACGCUGCUGGUGGGCAAGGACGUGGUGGUGGCACCGUCCCACCUGCGUGUGGACAACAUCACGCAGGUCUCCGCCCAGCUUUCCUGGAUGCCCACCAACAGCAACUACAGCCAUGUCAUCUUCCUCAACGAGCAGGAGCUGGACGUCGUCCGGGCCGCCAGCUACAAGUACCAGUUCUGCAACCUCAGGCCCAAUGCGGCUUACAAGGUGAAGGUCCUGGCCAAGCCCCACCAGGUGCCCUGGCAACUGCCCCUGGAGCAGAGGGAGAGGAAGGAGGCCUUUGUGGAGUUCUCCACGCUGCCGGCAGGUCCUCCCGCCCCUCCCCAGGACAUUGCCGUCCAGGCCGCGGCCACCCCAGCCACUGUCCAGGUCUCCUGGAAGCCGCCCGUGCUGACGGCCACGGGGCUGUCCAAUGGAGCCAACGUCACCGGCUACGGCGUGUAUGCCAAAGGGCAGAGGGUGGCUGAGAUCAUCUCUCCCACGGCGGACAGCACGGCCGUGGAGCUGGUGCGGCUGCGGAGCCUCGAAGCCAAGGGUGUGACCGUGCGGACCCUCUCCGCCCAGGGCGAGUCCGUAGACUCUGCCGCCGCUGCCAUCCCCCCCGACCUCCUGGUGCCUCCUGCCCCCCACCUGAGAACUGCUCCCACACCGAAGCCAUUAGCAAGUGCCGGAGCCCCCGAUACCAAAGAUGAACACCUGGGUCCGCACGCCGCGGCGCACGAGGCCUGGGAGCUCGGCCGGGCGCCUGCUCCGGCCCACGGGCACCUGCUGGAGCCGCCCGGCCUGCAGGGCUCGGGCCCGGGGCGGCGGUCGCCCUCGCCCAGCCGCAUCCUUCCGCAGCCGCAGGGCGCCCCGGUCUCCACCUCCGUCGCCAAGGCCAUGGCCCGGGAAGCCGCGCAGAGGGUGGCUGAGAGCAGCAGGCUAGAGAAAAGGAGCGUCUUCCUGGACAGGAGCAGUGGGCAGUACGCAAACUCGGACGAGGAAGACAGCUACGAGUCCCCCGACGCCAAGAGGAGGGGCGCGUCGGUGGACGAGUUUCUGAAAGGCUCGGAGCUAGGCAAGCCGCCGCACUGUUGCCAUGGAGACGAGUACCACACGGAGAGCAGCCGGGGGUCCGACCUCUCGGACAUCAUGGAGGAAGACGAGGAAGAACUCUGCUCGGAGAUGCAGCUGGAGGACACGGCCCGGAGGCGGCCCGGCGGCGCGGCCCGCAGUGCCCUCAAGAUUUUAGGAAACCCGGUGACUGCUGGACGGGCUGAUCGGGUGGAUCACGUGGGCCGGAGGUUUCCCCACGGCAGUGCCAGCCGCCACAGGUCCCGGCCAAUGAUGGUCCCGUCUGCCGAUGAGUACGGUGGGCGGAACCGGCUUUCUCCAGACUUCUACGAAGAGUCGGAGACGGACCCUGGGGCGGAAGAGCUCCCGCCUCGGAUCUUUGUGGCUCUUUUUGACUACGAUCCCCUCACCAUGUCCCCGAACCCAGAUGCUGCGGAAGAGGAGCUUCCCUUUAAAGAAGGGCAGAUCAUCAAGGUUUACGGGGAUAAAGAUGCUGAUGGAUUCUACCGCGGGGAAACCUGCGCUCGGCUUGGCCUUAUUCCUUGUAACAUGGUGUCUGAAAUCCAGGCAGACGAUGAAGAGGUGAUGGAGCAGCUCCUCAGACAAGGCUUCCUCCCCCUGAACACACCUGUGGAGAAAAUAGAGAGAAACAGAAGGAGCAUCAGGCAGCCCUCGGUGGCGACACGGAGGAUGGUUGCCCUGUACGACUACGACCCGAGGGAGAGCUCGCCCAACAUCGAUGUCGAGGCUGAACUUACAUUUUGCACUGGAGAUAUUAUUACUGUUUUUGGUGAAAUUGAUGAAGAUGGAUUUUAUUAUGGGGAGCUUAGUGGGCAGAAAGGCCUCGUACCCUCCAACUUCCUAGAAGAAGUGCCUGAUGAUGUAGAAGUCUAUCUUUCUGACGCGCCGUCCCACUACCCGCAGGACACGCCGACACGCUCGAAGACGAAAAGGAAGAAGAGUGUGCAUUUCACCCCUUAAUCAGGCAAUGUAGCCUUCACGUAAGUGAGCAACUGAAGAUACCUGUAAACAUAGCAACCUAAGCUACCUGCAGUGGACCAAUGCGGUAGACUUAAGGCUUCACUGGGGGGGCUAAAAAAAAGAAGAAAUAUGUCUCAAAAACUCACUGGACCUAAAGUGUUAUUGGUCUCAGUUGUAAAGCAACUGAAUUUGUAGUGAAGUAAAUCAUCUUUGAUAAUCAUUUCCUACGAUUUACGUUAAGAAUAUUUGGAAGAGGCCAACAUUGGGAACAUAUUUCUUAACAGGCUAAUUGUUUGUUUACACAGUGUUCCAAUGUCUAGUCAUAAUUCAAGCUGCAUAUUGCAUUGUUAGCCACUCUUGGAAAAAGCACAAGCUAAUAAAAUGUUUCCUCUGGAAAUUUUACGUAAAAAAAAAAAAAACCCGCAACUCAAGAUCGAGUGGAUGAGUAGUGAACACGAGGUGAUCUAGAGCUGGCUCUGAACACUCCCCAUGCUGCCUGGAAUGCAGGCGGCUUUUUCUUAAGUGACCGUCCCCCUACCUUACGGGGAGAGCUGAUGCGCCUCCUCAAAGCACAAGCAAGUGUCCUGAACACGCAGGCGUUUGGCUGGAAGACUGCUUUGUUGGUAUACCAAUGCAAUACCAAGUUUAAUGAAACGUGCAGCUCAAAUGAUUGCAUUAGAUGGAAUAGAUGGUAUCUUCAGGUGUACUUUGGGAUGAUUUAGUAGGUGUUCUCCAUUAGAAUUAGACCCUGAUUUUAAAUCCAAGGAAGCUUGAAGCCCCUGGGCUCCUGUUUGCCUGAUGAAUAACGAGUACUCGCAUUAGAAAGCGCUUUGCUCUGGUGGGGUAAGGGAGCGAGAGGAAAGGUGGUGGUAUUAUAAUCGCAGGCAUGCAUGCGACCGUAAACGCGGGUGAGCCCACGUCGUCAUGCCCGCGUUAGAAUACAGUUCCGCUCCUGUGAGGCGCCAGGAAGCACUCGAGUGCACGGAAACCCUACCGUGUGCUCUGUAUCGACAAAAACUCACCUUUAAUACCUUGGAAAUAAUGAGAGCGUACAAUAAGGGCCUUUAAGCUUUCUUUGAUUGAAAUUAAGGUUCAUUUUAUUUUAUUUAUUUAUUUAUUUUUCUUUCAACCGGUGUGCCAUCUCCAGUAUUUCUCUAGUAUACUAACCCAGGAAUGUACUCAACGUCAGGAUCUCAUACGCCCAAGUAGUUUUCAAAUUCGAAAUUCCCCUUAAGAACGUUUGCCUUUAAGAUUACUGACGGGUACUCAGCCAGUCUUAGUCUCAACCUAAUUCAAAAUGACUCCUUCUUCCUGCUUCUGGUCUUAAUUUACAAAGUCAAUGAUUACCCAGCUCUGUGUUGCCAGAGCAAUGGCCACUCCCUCCCCCGAACACAAAGAAACCGAAAA
This is a messenger RNA of Delphinapterus leucas (beluga whale), 5943 nucleotides long. The record is from RefSeq and is a predicted model, not a curated record. NCBI's taxonomy places the organism in Eukaryota, Metazoa, Chordata, Mammalia, Artiodactyla, Monodontidae.